UUCACCACUAGAUAUCUAGUCAUGGCCCCAAAGGAUCCUAACGAGAUCAAGAUCAUUUACCUUCGUGCAACAGGUGGUGAAGUAGGUGCCUCAUCAGCACUCGCCCCUAAGAUUGGUCCUCUUGGUCUGUCACCCAAAAAAGUCGGUGAAGACAUUGCGAAAGCAACUACUGCAUGGAAGGGACUUCGUGUUACUGUCCAAUUGACCAUUCAAAAUCGCCAAGCUCAAAUUGCUGUUGUCCCCUCCGCGUCCUCUCUUAUCAUCCGUGCAUUGAAGGAACCUCCUCGUGACCGGAAAAAGGAGAAGAACAUUAAACACAAUGGCAACAUUCCAUUCGACGAAAUCGUGGAAAUCGCGCGUAUUCUAAAGCCGAAAUCAUUGGCAAAGGAAUUGUCUGGCUGUGUUAAGGAGAUUUUGGGGACGUGCCAGAGUAUUGGGUGCACCGUUAAUGGCCAGCAUCCUCAUGCUAUCACAGAGCAAAUUAACGCCGGGGAGAUUGACGUGCCGGAUGAGUAGAAAACUUGAUACCGUCCAGCUUGCAUCCUACCCAUUACCUAUUCGACGCACCUCUUACAUCUCCGCAUCGUCUCACACACCUUGUAUUUCUUCGGUCGCGAUAUGUGGUUGAUACUCUAGCUUAUGCAACUGCUACCCCCUCUUCAUGAUCCAAACUGCUCUGGAUGUUACUUUGUGCAUCCCUUCGUAAUACCGGUCUUCCAGUGACGGAUUCACAAGCACACCUGACUACUGUCUAACUGCUUUCUUAUGAAUUUCUGUUAGCCGAUCGCUCCUGAGCCUGUUCGACUCGAAGUUCGACAUUGAAG
Molecule: messenger RNA, 824 nt
Organism: Cantharellus anzutake
Lineage: Eukaryota; Fungi; Basidiomycota; Agaricomycetes; Cantharellales; Hydnaceae
Product: ribosomal protein L11
Exons: 4
Coding region: 22-516 (164 amino acids)
Biological process (GO): translation
Cellular component (GO): ribosome; cytosolic large ribosomal subunit
Molecular function (GO): large ribosomal subunit rRNA binding; structural constituent of ribosome
Source: RefSeq, a predicted model, not a curated record